Armigeres subalbatus is the source of this 1386-nucleotide messenger RNA. RefSeq names its product luciferin sulfotransferase-like. Bases 67 to 1050 code for a protein of 327 amino acids. The transcript is spliced from 4 exons. Gene Ontology annotation, molecular function: sulfotransferase activity. Gene Ontology annotation, cellular component: cytoplasm. The record is from RefSeq and is a predicted model, not a curated record. Gene Ontology annotation, biological process: sulfation. Lineage: Eukaryota; Metazoa; Arthropoda; Insecta; Diptera; Culicidae.
UUAGUAUUCAACUGCAUACAGAAUUACAGAAUCCUCUACGUUUGUUCUGUUUCGUUACAUUCAAAAAUGUUUCGUUACAAUACUUUGAAUCGUGACGAGGUGAAACGCUUCGAGGCACCUUUGACUAAAAACUACAUAGAGAUACAUCUGGAAGACACCUCAAUAAAUCCUUCAGGAGAUCCAUCAUGGAAGCCGAUUCCCUGUGUUAUGACGUCCAGAUAUCGCAUUUUUGCGGAAUACAUUCGUGAUCUGACGGUUUAUGAGGACGACGUGUGGAUAAUAACCUUCCCUAAGGCGGGCACUACGUGGACUCAAGAAAUGGUUUGGCUAAUUCAUCAGAAUCUGGACUACGAAAGGGCUGCCGCCGUCAACCUGAACGAUCGAUCCGUCUUUAUGGAAUUAUCUGCAUUCGUCAACGAUGCGAACUUCCCGGACACUCUUGGUAAGGUCGAACAGAUGCCUCGACCACGCCACAUCAAAAGUCAUCUACCACUAGCGCUGCUUCCCAAGCAGCUUUGGACGGUUAAACCGAAAAUUGUCUACACCGCAAGGAACCCCAAAGAUGUCACCACAUCGUACAUGCAUCAUUAUAAACAUUUGCAUGGAUUCCAAGGACCACGGGAAGAUUUCCUGGAUGGAAUUCUCGCGGACCAACUUCUCUUCUGCCCUCAAAUCAAACACGCCACCGAGUUCUGGACCAUAUCUCAUCGCCCUAAUGUGUUGAUCCUCCACUACGAAGACAUGAAAAGAAACAUGCCGGAAGUUCUCCGGAAAGUGAGUUUCUUUUUUGGGAAACACUACACUCCCAGUCAGCUGGCGCAAUUGGAACAUCACUUGAAGUUCGAUACAAUGAAAGACAACGAUUCUGCCAACAAUCGGUUACUGUUGGCGGGAAUUGCGAUGGCUACCGGUGUGCAGAGCGAUUUCAGAUUCAUGCGAAAGGGGCAAGUGGGCAGCUACAAGGAUGAACUGCCAGCGGAGUUUGUCGAUAAAUUGGAUGCUUUUGUCGAACAGCAACUGAACGGAUCGAAUUUUAAAUACAGAGAUUGAAAUAUUGACGUUCAAAAUGUUAUAAAUUCUAUGAAAUUCUAAGGGUUAUGAAAAAAAAGUUAUACAAAUAUUACUCACGACGAACAAAUUACAAAUAUGUAAAGAGGAGGCAAUGAUGGAAUACUUGUAGGGCGAUUUUUGUCCUAACACAAUUUAACGAUGUACGGCAUAGAUUAGAUAACCAAGAGCAACCAACAGAUCCACGAUGUUGUUAUCAUCCAAUCAACGGCAACCUCUUUUUUGUUAUUUCAUUGCCAGAAGAAUAGACUGCCAUAAUAUUCGUUAUGUAGUCACGGAUAGCCUUGUAAUAAAUAUGAAAAGUGUAUGUAUUAAACA